CACUCCUGGACCGACUCAUCAGACUCGGACGUGCUCUUUGGUGCCUUUGUCUUAAAAGCUCCGGCAGGGGAAACUCUGACUUUGUUUGGAGAGAGAGAGAACCCCGGGGCAGACAAUGGACCACUCUUGGAGUCGUACAAUUUGGGGAUUAUUCUUGGUGCAGCUGAGCCUGGCCCAGAUCGAACUGAAUAUCACCUGCAGAUAUGCAGGUGUUUAUCACGUUGAGAAAAAUGGCCGAUACAGUAUUUCUCGAACCGAGGCUGCUGACCUUUGCAAGGCUUUUAACAGCACCCUGCCUACCCUGGCACAGAUGGAACAGGCAUUGAGCAUUGGGUUCGAGACUUGCAGGUAUGGAUUCAUAGAGGGACAUGUGGUAAUCCCACGAAAGACGCCCAGGUUCCUCUGUGCAGCAAAUAACACUGGGGUAUAUAUCCUUGCCUCAAAUAAUUCCCAAUAUGAUACCUACUGCUUCAAUGCCUCAGCCCCACUGGACAAAGAAGACUGUUCAUAUGUCACAGACAUACCAAGUGCAUUUGAAGGACAAAUCACCAUAGGCAUUGUAAACCCCGAUGGAACCCGUUAUACCAAGAAAGGAGAAUAUAGGACAAAUCCUGAAGACAUCAACCCCAGCUUCAAUCCAGAUGAUGAUGGAAGCAGUGGGUCUGCUGGUGAGAGGAGCACCAUGGGCGGGUCGACCAUCAUUCAGACUACCUACGAUGAUGUAACUUCUACUCCCUUCAAAGAUCCCAGAAUGGAUUACCAUGACAACUAUCCUUCACAGACCAAGACUCAUUCCAUUCCUGAAACAACAGCUCAGGAGCAGCAUAAUUGGAUGUGGCCGUGGUUUGUUCAUUCACCCACAACAGGUAUGGACUCAACUACCACCUCAGCAGACCUGGAACCCAGUGAGGAAAGUGAAGAAGAAACAGAAAGAUCCCCCAGUUUUUCUGGAUCAGGCAUUGAUGAUGAUGAAGAUUUUAUCAGUACCACUUCAGCUACAACACAUGCAGCAAGUCAAGAAACGAUCCAAGAUUGGCAACCCUGGGCACAUGGUCACCCAAAUCCUGGAGAACAACCACAAACAACAGCAAAAGUGACUGCUAUUGUGGACAUGGACAGAAGUGAUGAUAGGGCUCAUAGUGAAAAUUCAACCCAAGAACCACAGCCUCCUCUUAUUUUUGGUGGGAACCAUGAAGAUUAUGAUGGACUUAAUUCUUCAAGUACAACCUUGGACAUACCUAGCAGUACCACUGAAGGAACAACAACCCGACAGCAAGGCGGGGGAUGGUUUUGGUGGCAUUCUCAGCCACCAAAAGAAGAUGCUAAGACAACAGCAGAGACAACGGCCCAGGAAACAUAUUCCAGGCAGGAAACAACAUCCCAGAGGCAAGAUGAUUCCUGGAUGGGCUACCUUGAUCCAAUUUCCCAUCCAAUGGAGCACGACAAUCCAACAGGAAGGAACAUGGAUGGAAAACAUACUGAAGCCUCUACCCAUGAUCCAAUGGGAGGUGGUACCUCUUUUAUCUCAGACUUUAAUGAGGAACUAUCCCCCACUUCACCUUCAACCCCUAUGAGUACUGUGACAUCUGGAGUUACUGAAGUUAUCUUUCCAGGAGGUUUUGAUUCCAGAAAUGAAAAAUUCCAAACAGAUACAGCACCUCACCACUCAACCACAGAUCCAAAGGAAGGGUGGAUAGAAGACUAUCAUACCACAGACCAUUCUCCAAUGGCCACUCCAGAACAGAAUCACCCUCAGAGCACCUCCAGACCACAUACAGGUUUGGAAGAGGACCACAAGCAUACCACAGCUCCUUCUCCGACGUCUUUCACAGAUGAAGAUGAUGGAUUAGAAAAUGGAAGCCUUCCUGAAGACUCCACCACUCCCAUCGAAGAUUCCUUUUUUCAUUUGCCAGACAGAAAUGAGAACACAGCCCACUCCUCCAUGAUCCCCAUGACUACUGGGUUGCUAGGAGGUACCACUCCUUUUGAAGGUUUUGCUCCUGGGAAAGGAGCUUCAGAUCCUGACGACAAGUAUCCAGAUCACGUCCAUCAUCCUCAUAUUACAGUAUCUCCAGGCUCUGAUGGAAACAAAGACCACUCUGAACAAAAUCCCAACCUUAGAAGGAAGCCCCAAGUUCCAGAAUGGCUGAUCAUCCUCUCAGCCCUCUUGGCGCUGGCUCUCAUCCUUGCUGUCUGCAUCGCUGUCAACAGUCGGAGGAGGUGUGGGCAAAAGAAGAAGCUGGUGAUUAACAAUGGUAAUGGAGCAGUGGAUGACAAGAAGACCCCUGGGCUAAAUGGUGAUGCCAGCAAGUCUCAGGAGAUGGUGCAUCUGGUGUACAAAGAGCCAGCUGAUGGUCAAGUGGGACAAAAUGAGUAUAUGAUAGCUGAUGAGACCCGGAAUCUGCAGAAUGUUGAUAUGAAGAUUGGAGUAUAAGACCCACCAGGCCUGCUUGUCAAAUGAGAGCUGGGGACAUCACCAUGAUGUGGAACUGGGACUAACUCAGAUGCAAUGUGCUACUGAUAGUCAAGUUGGCUUUUUUUUUUUGUCAAAUUUUUUUCUUGUCCUUUGGGUUUUGUGUUGUCAUUAGUUUGUUUUUUUUUAAGUCAAGCCCAAGUUUCCAAAAUCCACAUUGUUGGGUAUAAAUUUGAUAAUACCAGUUCCUGCCUGGAGGGCUCCCACCAGCUGUGAUUCGUGAUGGGUGGCUAUUAGCUUGAACAAAGAUACAUUUCAUUUUUUCCUGUCCUACUAUCCCUUUCCCUCCCCUCCCACCUUCUCCAGUCUCUCCCACCCCAAUUCUACCUUCAGAAUCUUUUCAUGUAAUGUUUCCUAUGUCUAAAGAGGGUUCAAGGGGAAGGUGUGUGUGUGCAUAUGUGUGUGUGUGUGUGUGUGUGUGUGUGUGUGUGUGUGUAUGAGUGAGUGAUUAGAAGGAAACAUCAAAGCAAAACCAGGCAGGUUCUCAUUGGGCAGGGAUGGAAACAUCAUCCCCAACAUUCUGGUUGAUUCAGUUUUCCAAAGGUGUGCUGGUUACCCAUAAACUGUGGAAAGUUUCUAAAGCUCAUGGGCCAUGCCUGGAGGGUGAAGCUAUUUAUCUCCAGUAAACUAUUUAACUUUGUUUUGACAAGCCCAGCCCUGGAGGUCCAUUGAUCUGGGUGUUUUUGUCAGAGAAGAGAAAAUGCUUUAAAGGUCUGUAUUUGUCACCAGAACUAUUGAUGCCACUCCCCUUGAGUAGCUGAGCACUCCUUGUGGGUAGACCAGAAGGCUGCCCAUUGUCAUAACUUGGAAUCUUCUCAAAAGUAGUGACCACAAAUUCAGACCUACCCAUGACAAAUCUCACAAGAUAUCAGUAUUGUCCCUCUGAGUUCUGAGAAGUCCCACUCUCCUGGUACUGUCAUUUUAAGAAGCUUGACGCUCAUUACUGUUCUAAUUCCCACCUGUUCUGUUGCCCUGCAGGUAACUUUAAAAUCACAUUAAAUAUGUAUGACAUACCAUUUGCUGAAGUGGGAAGCAGGGGGUUGCCAGUUUAUCUGAUGUUCUUCUGAACCCUGGUCCAGCUAGUGAUGUCCAUGAAAAUCAACCCAUACCCCUCCACCCUCACAACACAAUUGAGGAAACAAGAGAAUGAAAAGGAAAGACGAUGUAAAUAGUUACUAUCCAACUUAGACAUUGGAACAGGAUUUUUUAUUUUUAUUUUUUGCUUUUUGGGGGGGUGGGAGAAGGGGAAGGGCUCCUGUGCAAGUGCUUUUUAUUAGUGUAUUUAUUUUUAUUUUAACAAGUCAGUGGGAUCCAUUUUGCCCAAAGGAGGUCUGGAACAGGUUUAGAUUGUAAACAGAACCUGAAUGGACCUUAAAAGUCUAAUCUUCCUUGUCCUAUUUUACAGAGAAGGGAGACGGGCUUGCUUAGGUCAGUUACCCAAAGGCACCCUGAAAGAGUUAAUGGACAUUCUUGGCCCUGGGAAGACUUCAUCAUAUCUAGGACUCACUUAGCUCCCUAAGUCAGUCAUGGUUCCCUUCUCCUCUUUCAUGACACCCAGCAGCUGAAGUAGGCUUUCAAAACUUCUCAAGCCCACUUAAAAUGAAUCACCAAAUCCAUAAAGUGGGUCUGUAAAAGCAAGUCUGAUUUCUGAGUCAUGGGGCCAGUGGGAGUCAUGUGCCAGGGAGAAAAUUGGUUCCUGCUCUACUCAGCAGGCAAUGCUUUUGAGACAAGAAAAUUUCAGCACGAAUGCCAUUUAGGGCCUUAUUCACAAAAAUGUCUACUCUAAAUGAGUCUUAUUUGGCAGAUAAAUAAAGGAUAAAAUGGCCUUUUAUUAGUACUACACUAGGGGUUUGGGAAAACAUUCAAUCCUUUUUUUUUUCCCCUUCUGUCUCCAUUCUGGGCCAGUUCCAGACCCAACUCUUGGGCUUUUUCUUUUAAGUUUCUAACCAAUGAAACAUCAUCUCAUGACAAGGAUGCCCUUUAUUUCUCUCUUGCUAUCAACCCCAGAAGCAGAUUUAGACUUGCUUAACUCAAGGAACUUCAGGAUGUGGACAGUCAUGUCCAACAUGGACAAAGCUUAAGUAUCAUCUUCAAGGCUCAGAAGUCCAAAUGUCAGUUUGGCUUCUGGCAUGUUGGUUCUGCUCAAGCCCACUGCCACCUAAACAGUAUGACUGACUAAGGCAAUUUCUUUGGGAAAAGGAAAAGCCUUAGUUUUUAUAGUGUAAAAGUAUCUCCUGCUCAGAAACACACACACACACACACACACACACACACACACACACACACAGACACACAGACACACACACACACACACACACCAAUUUCUGUCCAGGCUGCAGGCUAAGAUAAAGAUUCCAAGAUUAUUCCAGAAGUGAGUUUGACCCUUUCAUGGCUGAGAGCACUGAAGCACAUGCUCUGGGGUGAUAGAAAUAGAAAAUAUUGAGGAGUUGCUCUUGAAUUUUAAAACUGGAAGGCACCUCCAGGAUCAUCUAGUCAAGGACUUUUUAACUUUUUCUGUGUCUUAACCAUUGGUAGUCUGGUAAAGCUUAUGGAUCCCUUCUCAGAAUAAUGUUUGUUGCUUACAUUCAAUCUAGAAUGAAAUGCUAAAUUUCAGGCAGAAGUUAGUGAAAAUAAAGAUAAUUUUUUCCCCUUCCAAUCUCAUGGAGCCUCUGAAACCUAUCUAUAGACCCCUUGGAGAUUUAUGGAUGGCAGAUUUAGAAUUCCUGAUUUGGGAACUAGGAACUGAUCUAGCCCAAUUGCUUCAUUUUGUUCAUAAGGAAAGUAAAUUCCCCCAGGGUUUCUUUUUUUGCCUUUGUAUCCUCAGCUUCAACCAGCAUUCCUGGUACAUAGUAGGUACUUAAUAAAUGCUUGUUGAGUUGAGAAAACCCAAGACUUGAGAGAAAGGAUGUGAUUUCGUCAAGGUCAAUUGUAAUUUAGUAAGUAGGAAAUCCAGGAUUCAAACGUAGGCUAAUUCAGUCCUCUUCCCAAUAUGCUCUACUGCUCUUGGACAGUUCCCUGUCCAGUUCCCUGAUGGACAUCCACUCUUGAGAUUUCUUAUCUCAUGUUUUUUUUAAAUCAUGGAAGGACAAUGAUGUAUUUCUCGAAUAACUGAUGACUGCAUGCAUAUCCUGCCUCAAACUUGCUGGAUAGCUUUAAACAAAUCACUUAACAUCUCUUAGGCUCUUGGCAAAAUAGAGUUGCUAGCAUUGAAUUCUUUGCAAAGCAACCUGAGAGUUUAGGAAGUAAUCUAUCUUGCCAUCACCAAUUUUUUCUUUUCUCUAAGGCUGCACUGAAAUUUAGCAUUUUAUUAAAAAUUAAUGGAGCAGAAUAUCACUUUAUGUCUGUACCUUGUUAUGUCUUAACCUAGAAAAAAAAAACCCCAGACUUCUCUGGUGGGGCUUCCCCUUUGCAGGAAACCGUAUGGCACAUAGUAGGUGCUUAAUAAAUGAAUGUUUAUUGACUAAUUGAUAGAGAAUUACUUUGCCAUGAUUUUAGCUAACAGAUUGGAUCAGGCCAACAGAAUAAGGUGACUCCCAGUUUCUCUUGGGAAAAUAAUAAGUAUUUGACAAGCAAUAAUAUGAACUGUUGGGCAGCUGGGUAGUGCAGUGGAUAGAGCACAGGGCCUAGAGUCAAAAAGACCUGAGUUCAAAUUUGACCAUAGAUACUUACUAGCUGUGUGACCCUGGGCAAGUCACUUCACCCUGUUUGCCUC
Dromiciops gliroides (monito del monte) is the source of this 6185-nucleotide messenger RNA. It is a transcript of the gene CD44, whose product is annotated as CD44 molecule (Indian blood group). Gene Ontology annotation, cellular component: basolateral plasma membrane; plasma membrane; macrophage migration inhibitory factor receptor complex. Lineage: Eukaryota; Metazoa; Chordata; Mammalia; Microbiotheria; Microbiotheriidae. Bases 116 to 2434 code for a protein of 772 amino acids. The record is from RefSeq and is a predicted model, not a curated record. Gene Ontology annotation, molecular function: cytokine receptor activity; hyaluronic acid binding. Gene Ontology annotation, biological process: inflammatory response; cell adhesion; positive regulation of ERK1 and ERK2 cascade. The transcript has 19 exons.